GGAGGAGAAUUUUCCCCUUCACCCCCACUGGACUCUGGUCAGGACCUCAGUACAGAGAAAGCUCAGGCAGGCAAACCAAGUGUAGAAGAUGAAGAAGCUGGUGGUGUUUGUGCUCGGCCUGGUCCUGUUGACUGCUUACACAGAUGCCAAUCCUAUCAUCAAGGAGAGCCUUGCAAAGCAGCUGCUCCGCAGCAAGAGGCAGGAUCGGCCAUUGAAGGCCGGCCACCCCGAUGAGCCAAUGAGGGAGCAUCUGCUGCACAUGCAGGCCCUGGAUCAGAGAGCCCAGGAGACCAACAUGGAGUACUGGCUCAAUCCUCACUGCCCCCCUCGCUGUGACAGGAACUACGGACACCCCGUUUGAGGAUGAUGACAAAGGACCAGACGUGACCACAAGGACUCAACAAUGGCAUCAGUGAAAACUCUUGACAACCAGAAGGACAGAGAGACUCUCUCCUUCUCCCUAAAUGAAAUGACCAUGUGCAUGAAUGGUCUUCAUGCUUAUAUAACCUCACUAUAACAGCAGUGUAGUUUGCUGUUUCCAGUAGUUUCAACAUGUAUUCUCUAAGUUGUGUAACAGAUUGAGAGAACAGUGAAUGCAAUUACAAAUAAAUCAGAAUGCAUGAGUCCCUUCAA
Molecule: messenger RNA, 633 nt
Organism: Platichthys flesus (European flounder)
Lineage: Eukaryota; Metazoa; Chordata; Actinopteri; Pleuronectiformes; Pleuronectidae
Gene: c5h17orf67
Product: chromosome 5 C17orf67 homolog
Exons: 4
Coding region: 89-361 (90 amino acids)
Source: RefSeq, a predicted model, not a curated record